This is a messenger RNA of Onychostoma macrolepis, 3389 nucleotides long. RefSeq names its product bone morphogenetic protein 2-like. Gene Ontology annotation, biological process: SMAD protein signal transduction. The record is from RefSeq and is a predicted model, not a curated record. The transcript has 5 exons. Gene Ontology annotation, cellular component: extracellular region. Lineage: Eukaryota; Metazoa; Chordata; Actinopteri; Cypriniformes; Cyprinidae. Bases 1357 to 2565 code for a protein of 402 amino acids. Gene Ontology annotation, molecular function: cytokine activity; growth factor activity.
UUGGGUGAUUUUGUCAAAAAUAAAGAAUAAAACAAACAAAUGAAAGGCUGCAUUUGUGUUAAAUAACUUAGUGACCGUCUGUGAUUAAUGUCAAAGUUGAAAUGCUUUUAUUUUAAAAACGAAUGGCAGGUAAAGUGCCCAACACGUCAAAGGCUUUACAUAAAUGAGGAUUAUUCCAUUUGAAGACAGACACGGAUGGAUGAAGGCACGAAGGGCAAACACACCGAGGAUAACAGUGAGUAAAUCUUCAUUUCCAUUUGCGUCAUAGUCAUGUCAUUGCGUUUACUUCUGUCACUCUGAGAGGAUCUGGCUGUGCCGAGAUAACAGACAACAACCUGCUAAAACCAACAGCAAUUUCUAACAUUUGUCUCUUCAUUGCUGUCAUUGUGACCUCUGAACCAGGGCCAACACACCUUCUCAUUUCAACAAAAUAAGUCCCAAAAUAAAAUAUUGUGUACCACUAUUAAAUAUCUACACUGGCUGGCGUUUGGGAUAAUUACAUUUUUGAAUGUUUUUGAAAGAAGUCUCUAAUUUUCACCGAGGCUGCAUUUAUUUGAUCAAAAAUACAAUAAAAACAGUAAUAUUGUAAAAUAUUAUUACAAUUUAUAAUAACUUUUUUUCCAUUUGAAUAUGUUUAAAAUGAAAUGUAUUCCUGUGAUGGCAAAGCUGAAUUUUCAGCAGCCAUUAAUAUCAAUUAUUUCAUUUAAUUUCAGAGUUAAAAUUACUGUUUUUACCAUAUUUUUGAUCAAAUAAAUGCAGACUUGGUGAGUAUAAUAGACUUCUUUAUAUUUUCAGUAAACUAAAACCAUAAAAAAAUAUGGUAAUGUUGCUUGAAAUAUAAUAUAUAAUAAAAUAUAUAUAUUUUUUAAAACUUUUAGUUUUUUGCAACAUUUUUCAUUUUCAUUGAGGUUAACUUGAUGUACUGAAAUAACACCUAAAAUGUGUGUGUGUGUGUGUGUGUGCAUAUAAAUACAAUAACUGAUAAAAAUGACAAAAAAAAAACUAUAUAGAUACUAACAUUACACUUCAAGACACACACACACACACGUAUCAAUGGAUUAAUUCAUUUAUAAAAGUGAAAAUGCAUGGGCAAAGAUUGCUAUUAUGCCUAGCUAAAAUUGCAAAAGGUGUGCUUCUUUUGCUAACUAACUAAUUGAAUGAAUGAAUAAACACAGUGUCACCUAUUCAAAGGUGGCCUUGAUGAUGCAUGUGUGUGAUUAAUUAAUACGAGGCAGACAGUUUAUUUAACUUUAGUCAUGGUGUUUGGCUUGAAAGGCUGUCUGUUCACUCUUAUCUGUGCAGGGUGAGCAUACAAACCCCUGUGUAAAUCUCGGUGUGAAUUUGUAGUUGCUUUGAAUGCACUUUCUCAGCAGUCCAUCUCAACUGCAUCUCAGCAGCAGCCGCGAAUUCAUACAACAAGGGAAUAUUCGACAUCGGUCAGAAAUGAAGUUACUGAGCAUUUAUUUCUUCGGGAUUUUUGCGUGGUCGUUGCUUGUGUCCUCCGAUGACAUUUCAACCUCAGCAGAUGUGCCAAAGAUAAGAAAUGCAAUUAAGAUGCGCAACUGGAAUGAACUACUCCAGAUCAAAGAUCUGACCCGCAGCGUUCAGACGCACAGGAAGGCGCCUCGGUUCAUGACGGAGUUGUACGAUGCUGUCGUGGACUCGAACGGAACGCUGAAAAACACCAAAGUGCUGGAAGGAAAUAUUGUCAGAAGUUUCGAAGGACAGUCCAGCGGCUCGUAUCACUUCUUCAAUCUGACAUCAUUCAGACCGGACGAGCGCGUCAUCAGAGCAGAAUUCCGAUGGUUUCGUCAUCAACAGCCUUUUAUGGGACGUCAUCAUUUGUACAAAGUUGACCUGUAUGAAGUGCUGGACAGCAGACCUAAACCGUGGCGAGGAAACUUGAUAAGCUCACGGUUAUUACCCGUCUACACCAAAGGAUGGGAGGUCUUCAACAUCACACAAAUGGUGACCAAAUGGAUUCUUAACAGCGGUACAAAUAAUGGUAUCCUGGUCGUGACUGCUUUACCUUCAGGUAACUGGUUUGAGUCCAGCAUUCAGAUGAAGGAGCAGUCAGACGAAACAAAUGCAUAUUUGGUUAUAUAUUCAGAUGAUGGACGAAAGCACUACCAACACCCACCUUUCUACACAGGACAAAAUAUCACCACAUCCCUUAAACUCCUCAAGCCUGUAGCAAGUUUAGUGAAGUCAACAAUGCGCAACCGCAGGAGUGUGCGUGCAUUAACCUCUACUUGCCAGAGAACAAACCUCUACGUAGACUUCACUAAAAUCGGCUGGUCAGGGUGGAUAAUAUCUCCCAGAGGUUAUAACGCGUACAGUUGCACAGGCUCCUGUCCGUUUCCGCUGGGCGAAGGUCUACGGGCUACGAAUCACGCUACUGUGAGAUCCAUCAUGAACGCACUGAAACUAUCACAGGAGGCGGGGAAGCCCUGCUGUGUGCCAGAUGCGCUUCACCCCAUAAGUCUCCUGUACUUCGACGAUGAGGAAAAUGUUGUUCUGAAACAGUACGACGACAUGGUUGCUGGCAGUUGUGGCUGCCAUUAAAAUACAGAAUGACGAGAUGUAAAUGUAUCUGUUGAUGUGUAAUGUCAUUUAUUUAAAAGGAUCACAUGUGCCACACUUCAAAUGUAAAUUUAGGUAGUAUUAACAUUAGUUGAUAUUUGUAUGGGUAUUUGUAUGUCUAAACCAAAUUAAAGAUGUUUCAUGCAACCAAAUAUGAUAAUAUCUUUAAUAAGUAUAAAACAGACUAUCAUGAGUGGAAGAUGUCUUUUCAGGCUUGGAAACUUCAUAUUGAAGCUCCACCCUUAGAGUUCAGCUACCACAAAUCUACAAAACAUUACUUUUUUUUUUUUUUUUAAUCAUGCCAAUUUGACAAUUCAACAUUUUGUUAUGUUAAAGGUAAGUCAUCCUGAGAAAGUCGUGCAUAUUGUCUGACCCUGAUGAGUCAUUCUGAGUUCCUUUAGCAUUUGAAAAUGUUACUACAUAAACAUUAUCCAAAAAUGUAUGUCAUGACAAAUACUACAUAAUGUUGCAACCCAACUUUACAAUUGUUUUAGCAGGUCAUGAGACUCUUGCAGAACUCCUAUUCACCACUUGAUGGAGGCAGAAUGGCAUUGUAACGUCUAAUUGGGACGUAGUCUAGUGCAUUUUGCAGACAAAGAUGGCUAAAGCUGAUGGAAAUCACCAAAGUAUUAGGUUAAAACAAUGAGCGAAAGUGAGGAAGAGCUGAUUUUCCAAGGUUCUCCAGAUUUGUGGUAUGGAGCAUUUUGCUUGAGGCACUUAAUUACAAGAUGUUAUGUGCAGAACUAUAUUUUUUCUGCUUUGUUAACAGGUUGGUGCCAUAGAGUGUCAGUCAGAUAAUCUCUUUC